AUGGAUCCCUUCAAAGGUCAAGGUGGCAUUCAAAUGCUUCUAACUGCUGAACAAGAAGCUCAACAUAUUGUUUCUAAUGCAAGAAAUUUGAGGACUCAAAGGUUGAAGCAAGCAAAAGACGAGGCUGAGAAGGAGGCAGCUCAAUACAGAUCUCAAAUGGAAGAAGAAUAUCAAAAGUCACUUUCAGAGACAACUGGGAGCUCUGGAUCAAAUGUUAAAAGGCUUGACCAAGAGACAGAUGCUAAGAUUAAAGACUUAAAGAAAUCAGGUUCAAAGGUCUCAACAGAAGUUGUUGACAUGCUACUCAAGUAUAUUACAAAUAUUAAAACAUAAUAAGUGAUUGAUGAAGAUACCAACAUAAGAAGCCAUCAUCUACAAUAAAACAAGUAUAGCUACGAAGAAGGUUCAUUUGAAGAUUAAUUAUUUGCUAUCACUUUGAGUUACCAUUGCAAAAAGACUUUGCUACAAAC
Trifolium pratense (red clover) is the source of this 470-nucleotide messenger RNA. Its product is annotated as V-type proton ATPase subunit G 1-like. Bases 1 to 333 code for a protein of 110 amino acids. Gene Ontology annotation, molecular function: proton-transporting ATPase activity, rotational mechanism. Gene Ontology annotation, biological process: proton transmembrane transport. Lineage: Eukaryota; Viridiplantae; Streptophyta; Magnoliopsida; Fabales; Fabaceae. Gene Ontology annotation, cellular component: vacuolar proton-transporting V-type ATPase complex. The record is from RefSeq and is a predicted model, not a curated record. The transcript has 4 exons.